AUGGAUGUCAAAUAUCAUGUCAACAUUGAAUACAGUAUACCCGGAAGCUUUAUUAUCCUUCCUAUGAGCGGUAAUAUAGAGCAGCGGCGAUCCCCCCCUCCUAAAUUGACACCGCUUUCUCUUUUUCCCGCUUUCCCCUUUUCUCCCCCAAAGCAUCCUGACAACAUUUGCUUUUGUCGGUUUAUUUCCUCUUUUUUUAAAAAACUUGUGCUAGACUUCUCUUGGUCUGGAGAUCAGUCUUCAAGUAAUUGUGAAGAUUCCCCUUUGGAACGGUUGUGCGGCGCGUGA
Penicillium psychrosexuale is the source of this 288-nucleotide messenger RNA. RefSeq lists its product as uncharacterized. The record is from RefSeq and is a predicted model, not a curated record. The transcript is spliced from 2 exons. NCBI's taxonomy places the organism in Eukaryota, Fungi, Ascomycota, Eurotiomycetes, Eurotiales, Aspergillaceae. The coding region runs from base 1 to 288 and encodes 95 amino acids.